UGACCUAUUUGUUGCAUUGCUGCUUCCGCGUGUGUCACAUGGUAGGUCUGUGCGGAAGAGUCGGCAUGAUGGAGCACACAGCGAGCUGCAGAUCUCUUUCCACCAGGAGAGAGCGCUUUGACUGUCUGACGCAUGUGUACAGGUGUGCUCAGUCCGGAUCGCGUCCCAGUCUGAGUGCUGUCGAUUUGGCGGGUGUGAUAUUUUCCGGGGUGUGUGGACUGCCCGGUGCGGACAGAGAGUGCGCCCCUGCAGGGUAUGACCGUGACAUCAGUGUGGAGCUGACCUACAUCAGUGUGACUCUUGUGGAGAAGAUCACCUCCCGCCUGACGUGUCAGAGCUUGCCUCCUGCAGUCGCCUUAUACUUCGUGGACACCCUGACGGUGUUGUUUCAAGACAUGGAUCUCAUGUCACAACUUGUCCAUCACUUCCAGGCUGAAGACCAGGUCAUGUCACAUCUGGCAGCCAAGAGUGUAUCAACAUGUGUUUUCUAUCAUCUCCACAAAUCUGGUGCUGUCAGUCCUGUCUGGGAGCAGACGUGUGUGCAGGCAUUUCACAGCUCACCCCCCAGUACUGAGUUGGAUGCCUGUCUGUGGUCACUGACUGAGGUCUUAAAGAGACUUCUUAAAGGAGCUCAUCAAGAGAUCCUUGGGAAACUUCUGGCGCCUUUUGACUCCAGCCUCAGUGCUUUAUGUUCAAAGUUUCUCCCUGAAGAGGGGAAAGAUGCAACAUGGUGUUUGAUGGAUGUUACCAGCAGCAGACACGAGGGAACCACAUUCUGCCUCCUGUUGGACCUGCUGGAGGUGCUGACUGCAUCCGGUUUGAUAUGCGGAGCUGGUGCCUGUCUGCAAAGUCAGAGAUUAACCCACACUCACUCCUCGGCGCUCCUGACAGUUAUCAGCUGCUGUUCACAUUAUUUUGUCAAAAAGCGAGCGCUGCUGCUUCUAAAGAGAGCUGUUCUUCAGAGGGCUGGAGAGGACUGGGCCUCAGGAGAAAUGCUCCUCGCUGGGCUGAAAUAUGACCACUUCGACUCUGAUAUGAGCAGGCUGGCUCAGAGUGUGUUAACAGCAGUGGCUGCUAAUUGGUUACAUGGUGUUCAAGUGGGGUCCGACUCUUUCUUUGGGGGGACCAGACACUUUCGAGGUGAUGAAGGUCACAAACCAGACUGUGUGAUGCUUCGAGGUGUCAGCCUCCUUCUCCUCAAGUCCAUGGAGCUUGACAUCCAAACUGCUGGUGGAACAGCAGGAGUAGACAGUACCACACAGGUGUAUGGAUAUCUACAGAGUCUGUGGGGCUUCCUGAAGAGAUACAAUAUCCAACUGAUGGAGGUCACUCACCUCUGCUGCUGGGUCAGCCUGCUGUUUGGAGAACAGGAUGACGAUAUGAUGGAAGCAGCCAAAGCUUUGCUUUCCGUGUUCCUCCAUCACAGAAUGUGUUCUGGGUUGGAUGACUUUGCUGUGCUGGAGGCAGCCUGUGACUCCGGUUGCAACCCUCACUGUCACUUCCUUCUUCUCCUUCAGAGCAUCUCCUUCGACCACAGCAUCCUCCUCGACUUCCUCAUUUCCACCGAGACCUGUUUCCUGGAGUACUUUGUACGAUACCUGAAGUACCUCAGGACUGACUGGCAGGGCUUCAGUGCAGCAUGUUUGCGAAUCAGCGCGUCAGGCUGUCAUGUUUCACUGCGGAAGUCACGUACUACCUCAUGUGGUAGAGAUAGGUUUGCUCUGGCACAUAAACGUGAGCCAGGUCAAGUCAACUUCAGCUGCAGUGUCCAGCCCACAGGUGUUGCUUCACCAGUCGAAAAGGUCGGUUCGGCUGCUGGCCUUCGCCUUGUAGAGUACGGUAGCACUGACGAGUCUGAUCCAGAGAGCAUGGAUUCUCAGGAUGAUCCACAGACAUCCAUUUGUGAGAAAAAUAGAUUUAGUUCUGGGGAUGUGAAAGAGGAGAUUAGUGGACCAGCAGUGCGUAUCAGGCGCAAACAACCGGAAUCUUCUCACUCAACAGGAUUGCUGAGUAAGUCCACACUGGAAGGAAGAUCAGAAGAGACAUCACUGUUACAGACUGAGCAAACAUCAUGUCUAAACAUGGCAGCCCUGUCAGGACAUGUGACCUGUGAAACAUCAGCCAGAGCAGUCCGCUGCCUUUUAGAGCUCAGAGAGGUGGUGACAAGGCUGCAGACUAAAAAACUCUUCCCGUAUAACCCUUCUUCACUCUUAAAGCUCUUAGCACAAGUCUAGAACUGUUUUCAGGAUUUACAUCCCUUUUCAGUAAAUGAUAACAUAUCAAAUCA
Molecule: messenger RNA, 2287 nt
Organism: Scatophagus argus
Lineage: Eukaryota; Metazoa; Chordata; Actinopteri; Scatophagidae
Gene: lins1
Product: lines homolog 1
Exons: 6
Coding region: 39-2234 (731 amino acids)
Source: RefSeq, a predicted model, not a curated record